CUGUGCGUGAAAAGGCCAGCAGGGGCGCUGCAGGGAGCCGCGGCUGCACCAUGACGUCACAGGUGAAGAAGAAGUAGCAACAGCAGUGGCCGAUCUGCGUGUUGUUGGGAAAAUCUGCGAAUUCAGACUUUCUUCUGAGGAGAAGAGGAGCCCUUGCAUAGAUUUCUGCGUCCAGACUCUUCUGUCUGUCUUGCCUCCAGCUGUGAAGCCAUGGCUCAGCAGUCUCAGUACGACGGCGCUCAGAAAGUGUUCUCUGCGGGUCGGGGGCAGAACUUUAACAUGAACGAUCAGGCUCCCGGCCGCCCGAUGGGGGGCGGGGCCUCGGGUGUGGGGCUGGGGGGGAUGAAGGGCCUGGAUAGCGGCGGCGGCAGCCCUCUUGGCCAUCACAUGAAGCUGUUUGCCAGUUUGGGGCUGUCGCCCUCUGACCUGGACGCUCUGGCUGAGAUCCCAGACGAGGACAUCAGCAUGGAGACGCUGCCCCGCAUCCUGAUGCAGCUGAAGAGCCGGAAGGCGGCCGGAGGAGACCGCGGCGCCGCCGCUGCCUCGGACGGAGCUUUUCGAGGAGGACGGGAUAGCUGGGACCCCCCUCUGGGUCGGGGCCCUUCCCGGGCCCAGUCCUCCGGAGACUUUGGCUUCAGCUCCAUGCGUGACGGCUACGGCUCCGGCUACGGCAUGGGCCCGUCGUCGGAGCCCAUGUUCAUGCAGAGGAGGAUGGGCGUACCUUCGAGCGGGAAGAUCCAGGACUUCCUGGGAGUCAUGCCCCCCAUGUUCCCUCACGUGUGCUCUCUUUGUGACUUUGAUGUUCAUUCCACCAUGGAGUGGAACCAGCACACUAACGGCCUUCGACAUGCUGAGAACCGACGACGCCUUCUGGACAUGUAUCCGGACUGGGAGCCGGGCAGAAGGGACACCCCCAACCUGUCUGCGGGGCUGCUGGGACCGCCGCCCAUGUCCUCUGGACCCGUGGGAGGGAUGUCCUCCGGCUGGGGAGGCCGCGGCCGCUCGGAGCACCUGAUGGGGCCGAGCCAGCCUCGCAGCCGAGUGGUGGUGGUGAAGUACGACAGGAAGCCGCUGAGCAACAAGACGCUGUUCGCCUUCACCGAGACCUUCGGCCGCCUCAGAGAACACCUGAUCCUCACCAACAAGGCCUUCCUGGAGAUGGAGACUCAUGAAGCGGCUCUCAGCAUGGUCAACUACUACAAGCAGCAUCCCACCAAGCUGUACGGGAAGCCCGUCACCUUCUACCUGUCCCAGAAGCUCAUGGCCAUCGAGAAAAGCCACCGGGCGGCCGACCUGCCGGCGGAGAGGCCCCUCAGGGACGUGGCCGGCCACGGCAGCAAGGUGGUGUUCUUCGCCAACCUGCCCAAAGACGACGAGAAGAAGAAGGAGCUCCUGACCAUCGCCAGGCGCUUUGGUACCGUGGACAAGCACCUGUUCCUGACUGACCAGGCGUUUGUCCAGCUGGGCAGCGUGGAGGACGCAGAGAUGCUGGUGAAGUACUACAGCAUGAACCCGCUCAUCAUCAAAGGACGGCUGAUCCGCCUCAACAUCUGCACCAAGUACAAAACCCUCAACGUGAGCCACAGGCAGGAGGACAAAGACGGCCAGAGCCGCAGGAGCAGCAAGUCAGACGCCUCCAGGACGUCCAAGUCGUCCUCCAAGAGCCGAGAGGAGAAGAAGAAGAAGGAGGAGCAGGAGGACAAGGAGAAACCUGCAGGAGGCGGCGAGGGCAAAGAGGACGAGUCUGGAGAGGGAGAGGGAGAGGCAGGAGGAGACGCUGAGGAGGAGGAGGAGGAGCCUGAGAGAGCAGAGUCUGAGAAGGAGGAAGAGGAGGAGCAACACCAGGAGGAGGAUUCUGGUGAUGAGGGCGUGGCAGAGGGCGGGGCUAAGAAGGAGGCGGAGUCAGAGGCGGAGGCGGAGCCAGACGGCCCCGAGGACGAGAGCGGCGAGGUGGCGGAAGGAGACGAGUCCGGAGACGAGUUUGAUCAGAACUUCCUGGAGAACAUGGAGGACUUUGUGACUCUGGACGAGCUGGAGGACGACGAAGGCGACGCCUCCGGGGAGUCCGGCGGCAUCGACAACAGCAGGAAGGGGGGCAUGAGGGUGGUCAACAUCCUGGGCUUCAGGCGCGGCUACAACUUCCUCAACGAGAUGCUGGCGCUGGCCAAGCCCUUCGGCAAGGUGGUCAAGCACCUGGUUCUGGACCUGAGGCCCGAGGCGUACAUCCAGUUUGAGAAGGAGGCGGAGGCCGUCGCCAUGGCGAAGUUCUACAACGCCAACGUGACGGCGCUGGUGUGCGGCCGGCCCGUUCGGAUCACGCACUCCCUGAGUUACCCCACCAUCCAGUGUGGCUCCAGCAGGGUCGUCUACGUGGGUCAGAUCCCCAACGUGAAAUACUCGGACCAGGACAUCCUCAAGCUGGCCGAGCCCUACGGCAAAAUCCAGAAGUACUUCCUGCACCGGCUCAGGAGAGAGUGUUUCAUCGAGAUGGAGAAAGCCGAAUCUGCAGAGAAAAUGGCCGAAGCCUGCAAGGGCAAGCAGCUCAAGUUUCACGGCAAGCGCCUGACCAUCUACGUGAGCCGCAAGUACAAACAGCUCAAACACGGGCAUCGCUAUCCCAGCGCACCCAAGAGGGAGAAGAGCCGCACGCCAGAGAAGGCCAGCAAGAACGCCGAGGAACCCGCAGCAAAGAGACAGAAACGGGAGUCUGAGUCUGAGGAGGAGGAGGAGGAGGUGGUGAAGGCUGAGGAAGAGGAGGCUGAGGAAGAGGAGGAGCAGCAGGAGGAGGAGCAGCAGGAGGAGGCGGAGCAGGGGGCGGAGCAGGAGGAGCACAGCGGUGACAUCAGUGAAGAUGUGAAAGUGGAGAAGAACUCGGCUGAGGAGCUUCCAGAAGCUCCUGAGGAGAUGAAACCCAGUGGACAGGAGGAAGAGAUGGACACAUCGACCAAUCAGAACGGACAGACGGAGGCUCCGCCCCCCGCCGAUGUCAAACCCAGCGUGGCGGUUCUUCCGCCUUACGACCCGGACACCCCAGUCGGUGUGGAGCACGUCAAGAUGGGUUACUACUGUCGCAUCUGCUUCCUGUUUUACUCCAACGAAGACAAGGCCAAGAAGACCCACUGCAGCACGCAGGCGCACUACGACAAGCUGCAGAAACAUCUGGAGGAGCAGCAGGCCAAAGCCCAGAAGAAGAAGACGGCGGCGUGAAAACAGCAGAAGAAGAGUCUCAUUUUUUUACUUGUGUAGUUUGAUUAGAUGUUUGUUGUGCUCUGACCAAUCAGAACCGCUCCAGUCCAGGAAGUAGUCCCAGCUGGUACCUGCUUGGCAGGUUCAGAACAUUUUAUUGUUGGAGUUUUACACAAUAAACUGAUUCAUCAGA
Fundulus heteroclitus (mummichog) is the source of this 3379-nucleotide messenger RNA. RefSeq names its product matrin 3-like 1.2 (gene matr3l1.2). The coding region runs from base 211 to 3207 and encodes 998 amino acids. Gene Ontology annotation, molecular function: RNA binding; zinc ion binding. Lineage: Eukaryota; Metazoa; Chordata; Actinopteri; Cyprinodontiformes; Fundulidae. The transcript has 22 exons. Gene Ontology annotation, cellular component: nucleus. The record is from RefSeq and is a predicted model, not a curated record.